Messenger RNA from Eremomyces bilateralis CBS 781.70, 1529 nucleotides. Its product is annotated as glycoside hydrolase. The record is from RefSeq and is a predicted model, not a curated record. Gene Ontology annotation, biological process: carbohydrate metabolic process. The transcript has 2 exons. Gene Ontology annotation, molecular function: chitin binding. Bases 355 to 1440 code for a protein of 361 amino acids. Lineage: Eukaryota; Fungi; Ascomycota; Dothideomycetes; Eremomycetales; Eremomycetaceae.
GAUGCAAAAGCUUAAUGCGGCGUCAAUUCAGUCGACUCCAAGGUCUCAUGUCCCAACAACCUUUGCUAUUCUUUCUUCGGCUAGUGUGGAUCUUCCGAGCUACAUUGCACCAAGGCCAACCAAGCCGGACAAGAGACACCUACUCAGAGGAAGUUUGGAGACACCGAAGCUGCUGGAUUGCCUGAAUGUGGUCCAGACAGCGGAUCAGCGAAAAAUGGCCGAACCAUUGGAUAUUAUUAGGGAGCGAACGUGCGGCAUCGAAAGUGUAACCAAAUCUGGCCGCAAUAUAUCAACACCCGUGGCCUUACCCAUUUGCUCUAUGCAUAUGCCUCGAUCGAUCCGGAGACAUUUCAAAUGGCCCCUACCCAUCCUUCCGAUCCAACCAUGUACGGGACAUUCGUGGGACACCGGAGCCCGUGGACUGAGACUUGGAUUGCUGUUGGAGGAUGGCAGUUCAGCUGUGAAGUUCGCACCAAGUGGACCUGGUCAGACAUGGCCGCGAGCGCAGACAACCGCCGCAAAUUCAUCGAUUCAGCCAUCUGGUUCAUGGACAAAUAUGGCUUUCAAGGCAUCGAACGGGCCUGGGCAUAUCCCGGAAUCAAAGAGCGUGGUGGACGACAGGGCGACAAGGAUAAUUUCGUCACAUUGCUGAAAGAAUUCCGCGAACACAUGAAGAGUAGCAACAGGAAUUACGGAAUCAGCGUCCUUAUCCCCGGCGAACCUGGAUACUCCAUGCAGUACGACCUCAAAGGCAUGGAGCCGUACGUCAACUGGUUCAAUCUCGGCACUUGGGAUCUUCACGGGCACUGGGAUGCCUUUAAUGGUUGGGGAACCUCGAUGCACGCGCACACGGAUGCUCGAGAUAUCGAGAAAGUCUUGGAGGUGUACUUCCAAGCCGGCCUCAAGUUUUCCAAAUUCAAUCUGGGAGUCGCCUGGUACGGACGAGGCUACACGAUCAGGGACCAGACCUGUGGAGACCUGGGCACCUGCGAAUUCUCCGGCCCGUCCGCCUCCAUCCCCGAUUCAUGCACCAACGAGCCCGGCGUCCUGUCGAACCACGAGAUCCGCACGCUGCUUCGUGCAAAGCAUGGGCUUAAUGCAACCCAUCAGACGAUGCAAAGGUUCAGAUUCUCACGUACAACUCCGAUCAAUGGAUGGGGUACGAUGGCCAGAUCACGCUGGCUGAGAAGACGAUGUUUGCGAAUAACCGUUGUCUGGGUGGCACCGUCAUAUGGAGCCUGGAGUAUGACAUGGGCCCCGGUGUAUAUGCUGGAACGAAUAAGCAGACUACCUUCAUGGAGGAAACGGUGGAGAAGGCGGACAAGGUCGUUAAGAUGGUGGCCAAGGCGGUUAAUACAGUGGUCAAGGUGGUCAAGACGGUGGUCAAGGUGGCCAGGACGGUGGCCAAAGUGGUCAGGGUGGUCAAGGUGGUCAAGGUAGCCAGGGUGCUCCAGGUGGUCAAGGUAGCCAGGGUGGCCAGGGUGGCCAGGGUGGCCAGGGUGUUCAAGAAGGUGGUUUCACAGGAAGCG